AUGGUAUCUGCGGUCGAGUAUAUCUGCACACUGCUGCUGGUGGUGACCGUUUCCCUGCGGUUAGAUGGCGCCGGUGGUGCACCAAUGAGAGGAGGAGUUGGUGAUGGAGGUGGAGGCUCGGAAGGGUGUCAACGGAGUGGGACAGAGUUGCGGGAGUGUGUCAGCACGUCGAUCCAGCAGUUUGUCAACUACAUGUCCAGCGGGAAGAUCUCUCCCAGGCACACAAUCACACCGUUCGAUCCGUUGUAUCUGCCAAACAUGACCAUCUUCCAGGAAAGGCAGGUUAAGGCCGUGUACGUGAACCGAUAUCUAGUCGGGUUGAAGAACGCAUUCAUCCAGGAUGUGAGAAUGGAUGUAGACAAGCUAGAAUUCAACGUGACAACUCUGAUGCCGGCCCUGGAAAUGUUGGGCCUCUUCUCUACAGAAUCAAUCCAAUCUCAUCAAGUGACGGAAAACUCUAUUCUUACCUUCUCUAUCCGUAACACAAUAGUAGAGUUUGUUGCCAAAGGUACACUCUACAGUAUGACCGACGGUAGUGGAACGUCCAGCAACAAACACCUACGGCUACAGUUCGGCAUCAACCAGAUGUCGAUCGGCAGCUACGUGCUCAGUGAACAUCUAGACAACGUGCGUCACCUCGGACCGGACCGGGGCAGAUCGGUUGCACCCGCCAAAUUUAUGCGCCUGAUCGAGAAGGACCUUCGGAUGCAGUUGGCGAAACGAUUACAGUACAUCGCGAACGAGGCACUAGCGUUGACACCGUUUGUCAAACUCUUCCCCAUCUGACUUGGGUGAUACUUGGGU
Molecule: messenger RNA, 804 nt
Organism: Anopheles maculipalpis
Lineage: Eukaryota; Metazoa; Arthropoda; Insecta; Diptera; Culicidae
Exons: 4
Coding region: 1-786 (261 amino acids)
Source: RefSeq, a predicted model, not a curated record